Molecule: messenger RNA, 1009 nt
Organism: Stereum hirsutum FP-91666 SS1
Lineage: Eukaryota; Fungi; Basidiomycota; Agaricomycetes; Russulales; Stereaceae
Exons: 2
Coding region: 123-635 (170 amino acids)
Source: RefSeq, a predicted model, not a curated record
CUACUUCCCCUACUCAUUACACUGCUUCUGACUCUUCGUACAACCGAAGACCGCCCGGACUCUCAUCCUCACCGCCAGGCACCAACGGUUCCUACUUUCCCUCCUCUGCCUCCAGCGUUCCUAUGCCAUCUCAACGCCCCCGGCGAGAUUCCUUCUCCGUUUCCCCUCCUGCGUCGCGAUCACCACCAGACGCAGCCUUUGUCUCUCGCCGUAACUCUGUCGAUACUCGUCCGCCUCCUCCUCCUUCGCCACGGACAUCUCCCCAGGACCCCCGAGCAAAUCCUGUCCCAGUCUCGAAUAACUCGAGUGGGAGGCCGAGGUUGAUGUCAAUAUCGACGAGGAAUGUGAGGUGGGAUCAUAACCUCGUUUGUCCAUCGCCUGUCCCGCUCGAAGAACGAAGAAAAGGGUGGUUCAAUCGCCGAGGUGACCAGCUCUGGACCAACUCAGGCUCCUACAAACCACCCAUGCCAGGCGAAGAAUACCCCCGCGACCUACACUUCUAUCCCGAAGUCGGUCAGGGAUGGAUGAACGAAGACGGGACCAAGAUCGAUAUGCAGCAUAGGCUAAUACCAAAAGUACCACAGAAAUCGGCAUUGAAGAGGCCGAUGGUGCCACGUCAUGCGAAUACUUGGUAGGUAGUGUGGAUGGUUGUUUGUGGGUGGUUGGGGUGUGUCGAUAUCGGACUAUUUUUGGCGUGUUGGUGAUAUGUUCGGUUGCGACGGCAGUGGUGAUUUUGGCAGUUGCUCGUGCGGAGAUGAUGUACAUAUAUUAUCCAAGUCGACGUCGCGGCGUAGUCGAGGCUCGCCACGGGGAUAUAUGCGUAUACGAUAGCAGUGGUCCACGCAGUAUUAGUUCAACUUGUAUAUGUUUCGCUUUUCUUUUACCGCACAUACAUAACUUAUCCUUUGUAUUCUUCCCCGUCUUCGUUUCUUCUCUUUGUAGCAGUAUAACUCUAUUACGAUAUUUAUCUUGGUUUAGCACGUAUCGGCUUGAUGUGAUAUAAAAUCGC